AUGGUUCAAGAAAGAAGAGUAUUGGUUAUUUACACUGGUGGUACAUUUGGAAUGUUAAAGAAUGAAAAAGGCGUACUGGUCCCACAGAAGAACAUUGAGAACAGAGUUAUUAGAAAAUUAACUCAACUUCACGACAAUGAAUAUUGGGAGAAAAAUCUCGCUAAAACAGACAGACAAGACUACCUCGUAUUACCAGAUGGUAAAGACACAGAUCAGAAGAUUCUUUACAAGAUAUUAGAAUAUGAAGAGCUGAAAGAUUCAUCAGACUUUAUGACAGACGACUGGAUCAACAUGGCUAGAGAUAUUAAGAAAUACUACCACGAUUACGACGGUUUUGUAGUCCUUCAUGGUACUGAUACCACAGCGUAUGGUGCAUCAAUUCUCUCCUUUAUGUUAGAAUCUGUUGGAAAGACUGUUGUUCUUACCGGAGCUCAGGUCCCAAUUUUCCAACCACGAAGUGAUGGUAACAAUAACAUCUUAUGUGCUAUACUUAUUGCUGCUACACAGUACAUCCCAGAAGUAACCGUCUUCUUUGGAGCCAAGUUGUUCAGAGGAACCAGAGUCAAGAAAGUCUCGAAUACAAAGAUCUACGCUUUUGACACACCGAAUUUCCCUCCUCUAUUAGAAGCCAAAACAACUAUUGAUGUAGACCCUAAAAUGUUGAUCCAUCCUCGUGGAUCUGUACCAAAUGAAUGUAUCUUACACGAUAAACUCUGCACUGACGUAUACAUUUUAAAAGUUACUCCGACCAUCACUCCAGACAUUAUUAGGAGAGUGUUUGAAGGAAUGAAAGGUGUGGUCUUAGAGACAUACGGCAAUGGUAACAUCCCGAUUAAACGCAAAGAGAUCUACAGAGAGAUUGAGAGAGCUGUCAAAAACGAGGUGCUGGUGGUCAAUGUGACGCAGUGUGUCAAUGGAAUGGUUCAUGGGAAGCCAUUGUAUGAAACCGGACUUCUGUUAAUAGAGUGCGGCGUGGUUCCCGCAUUCGACAUGACAUCGGAGGCAGCGCUUGCUAAGCUGUCUUACGUUCUCAGCAAGACUGAACUUAAUUACCAACAACAGAUUGAGCUUAUGAAGACAAACAUUCGUGGCGAGCUUCAGAAUCCACAUCUCAACGCGUAG
Messenger RNA from Pieris macdunnoughi, 1122 nucleotides. The record is from the annotation of a GenBank genome assembly. Lineage: Eukaryota; Metazoa; Arthropoda; Insecta; Lepidoptera; Pieridae.